AUGGACGCAGUAUCAAAAGUAUGUGCCGACAAUGUCACGAAUCUACAACCACCAAAUAAGGAUACCAAACCAAAGAGGAAGAGAUCCAGCACGGAUGUUCCGAAGACUGACGUAGUGGGUCAAUCAGUGGAAACGCCAAGAAAAGUUAAGGCGGUAUCCACGAGUGGCCAACCUCGCCAGUUCAUACAGCUGAACAUCAAUGGUUUGAACGUACCUGAACGAAAGACCCAACUGGUACAGCUACUACAAAGGAAGCAGUAUGAUGCCGUUUUUCUCCAAGAGUCCAAGCUCGGUUCAAGGAAUAAAGACCCUAUCAUCAAUGGUUAUACUUUGAUCAGAUUAAACAGACCUAAUGCUCUCAACCAUCGAAGUGGUGGGGGUCUGGCCAUCUACAUCAAAAAUGGUAUAUCCCAUAGUGAGGUUCCUCUGAAAACCAUCGCUCCUCUGGAGGCACAGGCGGUAUCCUUUACCGACAAGUCAAAGGUUUUUUCUAUCGUUAAUAUUUAUCGACCCGAAGUCAAAGGCAAACCUCAACGAUUCAGUGAAUAUCAGUAUGUUUACGAUCAGUUGCCCGGGACCGACAAUAUUGUGCUUGGUGAUUUUAACGCCAAACACGUAUUGUGGGGCUCGCCAACAACUGACACUAAUGGUAGACAAGUUGCUGAGUUCAUUGAGGCCAAUGACCUGGUUAGCAUAAUUGAUGGUAGCAUUACUUAUGUUGGUGCAAUUGCUCCUCUUGGUUCGCAUCUCGAUCUCACAUUAGUAAGCAGUCGGUUAGCUAAAGACUGUACGUGGGAAGCAACCAGUGAGACCCUUGGAAGUGACCAUGUUGUCAUUGAAAUCACGCUGUCACGCAAUGUUGUGAAGGAGGAAGUCAUGUCAGAAGUUAUUUCCGAAAUAAGAAGAAUGAUCCACAACUACCAAACCAACAACAACCAGAAGAUUGAAUUAGUAUGGGUUCCAUCGCACGUCUCCAUUCCUGGCAAUGAUCAAGCAGGCCGUUGUGCCAAGGAAAGUCUGAGUCUGGAGGAUAUCGAGCCUGUAGAAUACUCCUACUCGGAGUUCUGCAGUAUCGUAUCUUCUAGGAUCAACCAGAAAUGGUCUGACAUGUUACGGAACCUCGACACCGCAAGAUACCAGAUUGAUCCGAAGAUACCAAACCAAACCAAACCAAACCAUCCAUGUGUAGCCAUCUGCAAAGUGGCAACCAGACUCCGGACCAACAACGUACUACGAGACCAUCAGUUCAACGCCAUUAAAUGUCGCUGCGGCCACGUUGCCACAAGGUCGCAUGUCCUCAUUCAAUGCACUGAACUGAAACCCGCUCGUAAGCCACUACUAGAGUACCUGGAAACCAACGGCAUACCACUCACCAUACAGAAUGUUUUGGCUCCACCCACGGACCACUGGUAUACGAUAAUGGAAAUAGUCUUCCAUUUUAUAACCAAAUCUGUCUUGAACAGAUAG
Lottia gigantea (owl limpet) is the source of this 1467-nucleotide messenger RNA. RefSeq lists its product as hypothetical. Bases 1 to 1467 code for a protein of 488 amino acids. The transcript is spliced from 3 exons. The record is from RefSeq and is a predicted model, not a curated record. Lineage: Eukaryota; Metazoa; Mollusca; Gastropoda; Lottiidae. Gene Ontology annotation, molecular function: catalytic activity.